AUGAGCUGGGCAUUUGUCCAAAAGGUGUCACCUCCAACGUGUUCCGCUUUAAUGUGUCCUCGGCAGAGAAGAACAGCACCAACUUAUUCCGGGCUGAGUUUCGGGUGCUGCGUGUGCCCAACCCAAGCUCCAAACGCAGUGAGCAGCGCAUUGAGCUCUUCCAGAUCCUCCGGCCGGAUGAGCACAUAGCGAAGCAGCGGUACCUGAGUGGCAGGAAUGUGCAGACACGGGGCUCCCCUGAGUGGCUGUCCUUUGAUGUCACCGAGACUGUGCGUGAGUGGCUGCUGCACAGAGAGUCCAACCUUGGCCUGGAAAUUAGCAUACACUGUCCUUGCCAUACUUUUCAGCCCAAUGGGGACAUCUUGGAGAAUUUGCAUGAGGUCCUGGAGAUCAAGUUCAAAGGCAUUGACAGUGAGGAUGACUAUGGCCGUGGGGACUUGGGGCGCCUGAAGAAGCAGAGAGACUUGCAUAAUCCCCACCUCAUCUUGAUGAUGUUACCACCACAUCGACUGGAGAGCCCAGUGUUGGGUGGCCAGAGAAAGAAGCGGGCCCUGGAUACCAACUACUGUUUCCGGAACCUGGAGGAGAACUGCUGUGUGCGUCCUCUGUACAUUGACUUCCGACAGGACCUUGGCUGGAAAUGGGUCCAUGAGCCUAAGGGCUACUUUGCUAACUUUUGUUCAGGCCCUUGUCCAUACCUCCGAAGUGCAGACACCACUCACAGCACGGUUCUAGGCUUAUACAACACGCUGAACCCUGAGGCAUCUGCUUCACCCUGCUGUGUUCCUCAGGACCUGGAGCCACUCACUAUCUUGUACUAUGUAGGAAGGACCCCCAAAGUGGAGCAGCUCUCCAAUAUGGUGGUGAAAUCCUGCAAGUGCAGCUGAAAGGCACCCUGGCCCGCCCAAAGCCAAGAGAAAAACUGUCAGCACCCACUCUCCUGCUCCCAGACUAACACAAAGAGAGCUGGGACUCAGAGACUACGCAUGCUGAGGGCCGAGUGCCAAACCCUGCGGCUUAGAGUCUGGCAGCCCUUGGGGAUCUCUUCUGGAACACUUCUUGGUCAUCUUGGCAGUGUAACGUUCCUUCUAGGAGUUACUUUGGUGACACAAAGGCCACACUCUCCAAAAUGGCUAGACAGUUGAUGUGGAAGAGAAGGAUAAGGUGGAGGAACUGCUGUGUGUUUGAGCUGGG
Molecule: messenger RNA, 1194 nt
Organism: Acanthisitta chloris (rifleman)
Lineage: Eukaryota; Metazoa; Chordata; Aves; Passeriformes; Acanthisittidae
Gene: TGFB3
Product: transforming growth factor, beta 3
Exons: 6
Biological process (GO): SMAD protein signal transduction; transforming growth factor beta receptor signaling pathway; regulation of cell population proliferation
Cellular component (GO): extracellular region
Molecular function (GO): growth factor activity; type II transforming growth factor beta receptor binding; type III transforming growth factor beta receptor binding
Source: RefSeq, a predicted model, not a curated record